Molecule: messenger RNA, 3919 nt
Organism: Populus trichocarpa (black cottonwood)
Lineage: Eukaryota; Viridiplantae; Streptophyta; Magnoliopsida; Malpighiales; Salicaceae
Product: ubiquitin carboxyl-terminal hydrolase 26
Exons: 15
Coding region: 245-3499 (1084 amino acids)
Biological process (GO): protein deubiquitination
Cellular component (GO): cytosol; nucleus
Molecular function (GO): cysteine-type deubiquitinase activity; cysteine-type endopeptidase activity
Source: RefSeq, a predicted model, not a curated record
AAAUAGUAACCUUUGCUUUCCAUCUAAAAUCAUUUCCUCUUCACCCCGAAACCAAAAUAAAAAUAAAAAUAAUAGAAAACCCACUGCUAUACACAAAUAAAAAUAAAUCCGAGUCUUCUUGUUGAUGUCGCCGUCGUCGUCGCCGUCGUCGUGAUAAUUGAAAAGUGUGUGUUGUCUCUCUCUCUUUCCACUCUAGCUUCUCAGCUUCUCCUUUUGGGUUUCAGCAGAGUAGGCUAAUGAUAAAAUGACUCCACCAGCUACGCGAGGUAAAAAUAAAAGGAAUAGACCGGGUGAUAUUGCUAAUAUCACUUCUGAAAUAUUAAGGAAAAUUCAUGCAAAUGGUAAAGUUACCGAUGGAGAUGUGAACCAGCUGUACAUGAUAUGGAAGCCAGUUUGUCAAGGCUGCCGUGUGAAUACUAAAGAUAACCCUAACUGCUUUUGUGGAUUGAUUCCACCACCCAAUGGAAGUCGUAAAUCUGGCUUAUGGCAGAAAAUGUCUGAUAUUCUUCAAGCGCUUGGCUCAGACCCAUUCAAUGAUCUUCGUAGUACUGAUGAAACUCCGUCUGGUCUAACUAAUCUGGGAGCAACAUGCUAUGCCAAUAGUGUACUUCAGUGUCUGUACAUGAACGCCUCGUUUCGAGAAGGUGUUUUCUCUGUUGAGCCAGAUGUGUUAAACGAACAGCCUGUGUUAUAUCAGCUUGUCCGGCUUUUUGCACAGUUGCAUGCUAGUAAAUUAGCUUUUAUUGAUCCAGCUCCAUUUAUAACGACCCUGGAGCUGGAUAAUGCAGUUCAGCAGGAUGGCCAUGAGUUCCUGACCUUGCUUCUUUCACUGCUUGAACGUUGUCUGAGCCACUCUAAAGUUUCUAAGGCGAGAACAAUUGUUCAAGAUCUUUUUCGAGGAAGUGUAUCACAAGUAACAACGUGCUCAAAUUGUGGAAGAGAUUCUGAAGCAUCUUCCAAAACUGAAGACUUCUACGAGCUGCAGAUGAAUGUCAAAGGCUUGAAAAGCUUAGACGAGAGUUUGGAUCAGUACCUUAGUGUGGAACAGCUUCAUGGAGAGAAUCAAUACAAUUGUGAAUUGUGUAAAAGCAGAGUCGAUGCUACUCACCGCAUCAGGCUGCGAACUCUACCUGAUGUCCUUAAUUUUCAGCUUAAGCGUUACGAGUUCCUUCCAAAGACUACUACAAGGAAGAAAAUCACAUCUGCUUUUGGUUUCCCUGGAGAAUUGGAUAUGGGGCGUAGGCUGUCUGAACCUUCUCAGCUGGAAUGGAUAUAUGACUUGUCAGCUGUGUUGAUUCACAAGGGAACUGCUGUAAAUAGCGGCCAUUACAUUGCUCAUAUCAAGGAUGAGAAUACAGGGCAGUGGUGGGAAUUUGAUGAUGAGCAUGUCUCAAACCUAGGUCGUCGCCCAUUUGGAGAAGGCUUUUCAAGUUCUGCUAAAGGUGUUCAUAGUGACAAAGUUUCACCAUCUUGUGCAGGAGCAACGCUUGCUGAUACCAGCAGAAGUAUGGAUGCUGUUCAGCCACAAUCUUUAGAAUCUAACAUUCAUAGUUGUAAAGAGAUUUUUUCAUCUACUGAUGCAUACAGGCUGAUGUAUAAUCUUAGGCGUACUAGAAAGAAUGAUGGUAAAAGAGAUCAUAUUGCCAACAAUAUUCAAUUAGAAGGUCACAAGGGUUUACACAAUGGCUUUCAUCCUGCAUCUCAACUCUUUGAGGAUAUAAAUGAUAUGAAUGCAUCAUAUGCUGCUGCUUGUGAAGAGUACAAAUUGAAGAAGGAAAAAGAGGUGCGUCAUAUCACAGAACGGAGAGAAGAGGUGCGAUCAGUUCUCUCAGAAGCUCCUGUUCGAUUGCAUCAAGAACCAUUUUAUUGGGUUUCUACGGACUGGCUUCGCCAGUGGGCUGACAAUGUCACUCCAGGUGUUAUAGACAACAAGCCUAUCCAAUGCUUACAUGGAAAGGUUCCAGUGUCUAAAGUUGGGUCCAUGAAGCGGUUGUCUGCUAAAGCUUGGGGAAUCUUGUUUUCUAAGUAUGAUGGAGGGCCAGCACUGACCAAUAGUGACUGCUGCAUGGCUUGCCUUAUUGAUGGUGCCAAAUCUGUGGUCUUUGCUGAUAGCUAUAGGGAUCAAAGAACAUUAAUGAGAGAUCUUGCAAAUGAUGUAAUUGCUGGGAAGUGCUUGGAUGGAGCAUAUUUUGUGUCCAAGACAUGGCUGCAACAGUGGGUGAGACGAAAAAAUAUUGAUGCUCCAAGUGAAGCUGAUGCAGGACCAACAGCUUCAAUUAUGUGCCGACAUGGACAACUAAGACCUGAGCAAGCUGGUGCCAAGCGAUUGCUGGUUCCUGAGACACUUUGGCACUUUUUGUACAAGGAUGCGGUUGCUGUAAAGUCUGAUGAUCCCUUGGGAUGCACAACUUUUCCUUCAGAUUCUGCACAGUGUUCUGAAUGCAGUGAUGAACUUUCUGAAGUUGCCUGCUUUGAGGAUUCUAUAAGGGAGAUGAAGCUCAAACAGCGCCAAAAUCAUGAGAAGUUGGCUACUGGAAAGAGUAUUCCCCUGUCUUUGAACUGCACGUAUUACUUGAUGCCUUCUUCUUGGCUCACAAAAUGGAGAAACUACAUAAAUUCAAGUGGAAAGAAUAUUUCUUCAUCAGUGGAACCUGAAGUUCUCGAUCCUGUUAUUGAUGCACUGAAAUGUGAAUGGCAUUCACGACUCCUAGAAAGGCCUCCUGACCUGGUGAACAAACGCGGUGUGCUUAUACAGAAGAGUUCUACUACAGAUGCUUUAACAAUAAUUACAGAGAAUGACUGGAACAGCUUCUGUGAAGACUGGGGCGGCAACAAGGAGAAAGGCAUAAUGGCAACAAUUGAGUCCAGUGAUGUUGCAGAAAAUAAUUUGGGUGGGUCCCAGGAAGAUGUGUUUGUAUUUAAAGACCAUCCAAGUUCUCAGGACGAAGCAAACAAUGACCCAGAGAUCAGACAGCCUUUGAUUAGGACCUCUCCAGAGAUUUGCGAGGAUUGCAUUGGUGAAAGAAAAAGUCGUGAGUUGGCGAAGAAGCUGAAUUACUUCAAUGAGGACAUAAAUGUAUCUCUUGUACGUGGCAAGGAAGCUCCAAGAUCAAUUUUAGAAGCUUCUUCAACUACUCCUGAGACAGAUCGGCGCGCCUCCAAGCGAUCUCGAAAGACCAGUUAUGGGACUUCAGUAAAUCUAAAAGUUUCUGGUUCCACAUCAUUAUACCAGUUAAAAAUGAUGAUAUGGGAAUCACUUGGGGUGGUUAAGGAGAACCAGAUACUUCACAAAGGUUCAAUGAUAAUUGAUCAGGAAAGUGCUACGCUUGCAGACUUGAGUAUAUUUCCUGGUGAUAAGUUGUGGGUGCAAGAUUCUGAAAUCCACGAGCAUAGAGAUAUUGCUGAUGAGAUUACUGACCAGAAAGCAAACGCACAGCAUCCUGAAAAGGGGUUUCAGGGAACACUUUUGACUACAACGACUUCAUCCCAAGUUGCUUAAGACGCAUGCUUUGAAUAGCUGUCUCCAUGACACAUCUAAACUCUUUAGAUAUAUAUUCUGGAAGGAAGACCUGCAUUUUGGAGGACCAGUGGCUGGCCUUGGUUGGUUUUGGCUCCCAGCAUUUUGACUUUGAAAAGACUGGUUCGGUACAUAAUUUUAGAACUCCCCGGACACUUUGUGAUGUUUGUACCCAGAGAUGAACUGACCCUGUUUUAUACUGUUGGCUGAUGUCUGGAAAGGCAAUGAACUUGGUGACCGAUCUUUUUUUUAUCAUUUCCCUCUUGGGUGGCUGAACUCGGUGGAUUUUGGCAAUUGCAGAUCCAAUGAAACAUGUUGUACCUUUUUGUACCUAGAGAUGAAUGAAACCAUACAGCGCUGUUGGUCAACACCUGGAAAGUAAAUGGAACCUUUGUUGUUGUA